Chanos chanos (milkfish) is the source of this 2487-nucleotide messenger RNA. It is a transcript of the gene radx, whose product is annotated as RPA1 related single stranded DNA binding protein. Bases 1 to 2487 code for a protein of 828 amino acids. The record is from RefSeq and is a predicted model, not a curated record. The transcript is spliced from 14 exons. Gene Ontology annotation, molecular function: single-stranded DNA binding. Lineage: Eukaryota; Metazoa; Chordata; Actinopteri; Gonorynchiformes; Chanidae.
AUGACUGGAGUUCCUAACAGUACCUUUUCGGAGAAGGAUUCGCUUGGAACUGUAACUGGAUCUGUUUUAUUCUCUACUUUGGAGCAGCUAACGGCAUCCAGAACUCUUCGACUUAAACUUGACAACCCUAUUUGUGUGGCUGUCAUCGCUAUUGACAGGUAUUUAGGCGAUCAACAGAAAACAGACGGUUGUGUUGACAGUUAUAAAUAUGAUGUGACGGUAACUGAUGGAAAGUUUCGGGCGAAGUGCUUUCUCGCGGUAACUCUAAAUCAUUUGGUUCACAAGAACUCACUGCGCUGCGGAACAGAUGUUCAAAUAUCACAACUUUCCUUUAUUUACGAUGAAAGGAGGUUGGGACAAAGUUUUGUAUGUUUGGAGACCAUUGACUGCACGGCACAGCAUUCUACUAUAUUACCCACGAUCAAAGAUUUGAGUGCCUUGCGACAAUGGUCAAGAACUGAUGGUGGAAGCUCGAUGUUGUUGCAAGUGGAUGCGCCGUUACAAACAGAUCGGAAACAUUAUUUAUCUCUUUGGAAUAAUGAAGAUCCACACGGCAGGAGGUGGGUGCCUCACAGUCCGCCGCCGGACGUUGUGAUUGAUGUGUCAAAAAUUUCCCUGCUCGGUGAUCUGGACUCAUUCUUUGCCAACUCUAAGCGACCUCUCCCACUGCUUGUCAGAGUACUACACAAGUCCAGACUCAGAUAUUACGGGAAGCCCGGGCAAAAGAUAGACUUCCCAUACCAGGCGUACUUUGAGGUUGCUGAUCAGAGUGGGAUUAUGACCAUGGUCCUGUGGAAUGACCUGUGUCUGGAGUGGUACCAGAGGUUGACCAUUGGAACUGUGGUUUACCUCCAGCAGUUUGCUCUGAAACGCAGCUAUCAGAACCGCUCUCGACCACAGCACAACCAGACCCAGCUCAUGCAUUUUCACUCCACAGAAAUCUCCUUGAACCCACAUAGCCCUCCAGCUAUAGUGACAGUAAUUCCACCAAAGCGUGUUCUGCCCGAGUGGUGUUUACCUGAGGUCGCCUUUAAUUUCACCACCAGAUCUGAAGUGGAGAACCUGGCCAGUAACCAAGCCUGUGACAUCAUUGGCUUAGUGACGUUUGUGGGCCGUGUUGAGCGAAUCAAAAACAAGGGGAAUGCAGUUCCAGAGAAGUACUGGACGUAUCGCUGGGUCCACGCUGUGGACGGAACCUUUGACACACCCUUCAUACUGGAGAUCUUCUCCUCCUCACAACCAGACAUUUUUAAUAAUAUUGCUCCAAUGACGUAUCUGGUGUGUACUCAAAUGAGGGUGUGUCGAGAGGCGGGCUUUCCUCUCUAUCUGACCAGCAGCAGUGAGACACAGCUCUUUGUGACAGGCUGUCACAAGAGGCAACCCUAUGUGAACACUCCUAAAGUGAAGGCCUUUAUCCAGUGGACUAAAACCCUGAAGGACAUGGCCGUGUUGAGGAAAACCGCAGUCGGUGGUUAUUACUGCUACCCCCCUGCCCCACCCACCUUUUCCACCAGCUCUGACAACGCAGGCACUCAGAUUCCGGUAGUUGCACUCGCUGACCUGAAGGAGGGGCUGAAGAGCCUGUGUUAUCGGGAACACAAGAGACUGGCCAUCCAGGGCCAAAUUGUGGCUGUGCAGUACCACUCCAGGCCUGAGGAGGCAUCACAAGCGCAAGAGCGCACAACACCACACGAACAACAGCAGAGUCGCUCUGUGGAUGUGUCCAGCCGAACAGAUUUUGCCCCGCCCAGUCAUCCAGAGGACACUGGAUUGGUGGAGCAAAGUGAGCUCCCAUCUCUUAAACGCAGGAGAAUCCAACAUGAGAGAAGUGUGGCGAGCAUAGCUUGUCAGUGUGAGGAUGAGGAGGAUGAGGAUAAUGAGAGGCAUGGUGAGGAAGAAGGCCUGGUUCAAACCAGUGUUACAGAGGCUGUAGCAGAUCCCCCCAGAGGUUUAUGGGAGAGUGAUGCUUGGGUGCUGCUGAAACAGAAUGUCACAGAACACUUGCGCUGUGGACGUCUGGAGCGAGAGAGCAUUCCGGAAAGAUUCCGCUUUGACAAUCGAGAUCUCCUCCUUCAGAGGGUUAAUCUUCAGCCCGUCAGAUGGAACCCUGAGUUCAUCUGUCACACAGAGGCGGAGUCACACAUUCCUGUGGACUGUAAAGGCUAUUUCACACUCACUGUACUGGGUCUGAACCAGCAGAUGGCAGUAGACGUCCUGUUUGUGCCUGUCGUGUGUGCUGAUGAUCCCAGGGCUGUGGGAAUGCCCUCUGCUCUCCAUGAUAACUCAAUACUGUCCUGUUUGUCAGCAGGCCGCCUCUGCACCCCACCUGGCAACAGCUGCCCCAGCCUCGAGGGCUUACUGAACUCUGCUGCCACUCUGGACGGAGAGAGAGUGGUGUGUGUGCUGGACCUGUGUCUCCUUGGAGACGGGAGAGCGGAACAGAUCUGCUCCAAAGUCUACAGAAUGGCAGACAUUAAUCUGGCCUAG